Aegilops tauschii subsp. strangulata is the source of this 749-nucleotide messenger RNA. Its product is annotated as dehydrin DHN2. NCBI's taxonomy places the organism in Eukaryota, Viridiplantae, Streptophyta, Magnoliopsida, Poales, Poaceae. Gene Ontology annotation, biological process: response to abscisic acid; response to water deprivation; cold acclimation. Gene Ontology annotation, cellular component: cytosol. The record is from RefSeq and is a predicted model, not a curated record.
GCACCUGUUUGCAUCGCAACUCGCAGCAGUUCAAUACUUGCACAACCAUACACAUCACACAUCACCUGUAGAUCGACCGGUGCACGUAAGGCGCGACAAUGGAGUACCAGGGGCAGACCGGCCACGCCACCGACAAGGUGGAGGAGUACGGCCAGCCCGUGGCCGGGCACGGCGGCGCCACCGACGGCCCCACGGGGACGCACGGCGCCGCAGCCGCCGCGGGCACCGGGCAGCUCCAGCCGACCAGGGACGACCACAAGACCGACGGUGUCCUGCGCCGCUCCGGCAGCUCCAGCUCCAGCUCGUCUGAGGACGACGGCGUUGGCGGGAGGAGGAAGAAGGGGAUGAAGGAGAAGAUCAAGGAGAAGCUCCCCGGCGGAGCCCACAAGGACGCCACCGGGCAGCAGCACACGCCGGCGGCCGGCGAGUACGCCGGCACCGGCACCGGCACCCACGGCGCGGAGGCCACCGGCGAGAAGAAGGGCGUCAUGGACAAGAUCAAGGAGAAGCUUCCCGGCGGACAGCACUAAGUUAAGCUAGGCAGCUAGCGAUCGCCCUGUGCUGUGUCUGUGUUCGGUCAAAGCUCGGUAUCAUGCGUACUUCUGCAUGCGUUCGUACGGAUAAAUAAUGGGCGCCGAUCGAGGUGCCGGAGUAUAUAUGUUGUGUGUGUGACGUAUUUGUGGACCCCGUGUACAUGUAUUUGUACUGAAGUGCUAAAACCCCAUCGUAAUAAAGCGCUCGUUUAUAUU